AUGGCCGCUCCUUCCAUUCCCAAUCUCAACAGCCUGCGUGGUCGAACGGGUCUACGACGAGGUCGAGGUCGCGGACGCCCUACAGAUCCAGAUGCUCCCACUGAAGAAGAUGCUCAAGAUGCUCGCGACAAAAUCAUUCGCCAGACCGACGGCGACGCUUCCAAUUCCCGCUUGAGUGCUGUACAGCUUGGUUAUUUGAACGACGAAUUCGCAACUUGUUUUCUGCAAGGCCAGAUACCUAGACGCUACCCUCUUAUCAAUCGCGGCACUUAUGUCCGUACCUCUGCCAUUGAUCGUCUGGUCGACAAUUUUCUUGCUACUGCUAUUGAUGCACAAACCUCGAAUGAAUCUGCUGCUCCUCUAGCUCAGAUCAUUUCACUGGGUGCUGGCUCCGACACACGCUUCUUCCGCUUACCAUCCUCUCGAAGACGAUCGAUCCUCUACCACGAACUCGACUUCCUUGACAAUGUCCGCGCAAAGCUAUCCGCCAUAACCUCAACCCCAAAACUCUCCACCCUCCUUCCAACCCCCCACAUCUCUGCCGAUAACUCCUCGCUCUUAUCUCCAAACUACAACCUCCACACUCUCGACCUACGCGACCUCGCCUCUACAACCCCACCUCACAUACCAAAUCUAUCAACAGAUCUACCAACCUUACUCCUCAGCGAAUGCUGCCUCUGCUACCUUCCACCCCAAACAACCUCCUCAAUCCUCUCCUACUUUGCUUCCACAAUCCCUACCUCCCCUCUCGCAAUAGUCCUCUACGAACCCAUCCGCCCCUACGAUUCCUUUGGCAAAACAAUGCUCUCAAACCUCGCUUCCAGAGGCAUAGCCCUGCAGACCGUAAAAAAGUACUACUCCCCAGCCUCCCAACGCCUCCGUCUCAAAAAUUCUGGAUUUGUAGAUGGACAAGGUGCAGCAGAUGUCGAGCAGAUCUAUUACGGUGAUGAGUGGGUGAGUGAGACAGAAAGAGAUAGAGUCGAGAGAUUGGAAUGGUUGGAUGAGGUUGAAGAGUGGAAAUUGUUGGCAUCACAUUACUGUGUUGCUUGGGGUUGGAGAGAUGGUGAGGAUCAAAAGGUGUUUGGGGAGGCUUGGAAGCAUGUCAGUGGGCAGAGGACGGAUAAAGAGGUUGUUGAUGAUGAGAUCAUGUAA
This is a messenger RNA of Aureobasidium melanogenum CBS 110374, 1152 nucleotides long. RefSeq names its product leucine carboxyl methyltransferase. The record is from RefSeq and is a predicted model, not a curated record. Gene Ontology annotation, molecular function: protein C-terminal leucine carboxyl O-methyltransferase activity. NCBI's taxonomy places the organism in Eukaryota, Fungi, Ascomycota, Dothideomycetes, Dothideales, Saccotheciaceae. The coding region runs from base 1 to 1152 and encodes 383 amino acids. Gene Ontology annotation, biological process: C-terminal protein methylation. The transcript has a single exon.